UUUCUUUGAUUGGCUUUUAAGAGAAAGUUGAGUUAGAAAUUUCCUCCCGAAAGAGAAAUGUACUGCUGAAUAAUUUUGUUUUUGUAAGAAGCAUGUAAUAAUAUUUCUUAUUUCCCUUUCUCAAUAGAUUUUGUUUUGCACUUUACAGCCCUGCAAUGAAGUAUCUUUCUUAGACAAAGCAUAAAAGGUCCCCAGCAGAGAACUGGUGGCUAUCCUGGAAUAGUUUAGGGAGAGCGUGUAAUUAUGAUAUGGUUUGACGUAAUCUUUAUUUUCCUUCUCUAAUUCAGCUGUAAAACCUGAUGGCUUGGCUAAGAUCAGAACAAGGUAACCAUGAGCAAGACUUGGUGGGUAAAACUGGUUUAAUGUGCAAUCAUGCAAUGUUUACGGUUUCACAGAGCCCAUCAUUGAAAGGCAAUCUUAGAUAGUUGGGAAGUUGAAGGAACAACAUGUAACUCUAUUUUCUCCCAUUUCUGAGAUCAUUUUGAAACGUGUGGUUCACUAUUUUAUUAAGAAUACAAUGUAGUUUUACCCCUUUAAUUUGAAAUGAAUAGUUUCAAUUUGCAUCAAAACAUACAAUGAAGAAAGACAUUUUUAACAAGAUGAAUCUUCCCAGAAUACACUGAAACAAGUUACUCUGAAUAAUCCUAUAAUAUCUGAUGCGGCGCAUUGACCCAAAAUAUUGAUAAAUCAUUUCCAACCCCACCCACCUACACACUGGUGCUGCCUGACCCAUUGAGCUUCACCCGUUGAGUUUCUCAAGCAGUUUGUUUCUAAUUUUCACCCCAAAUUCCAGCAUCUGCAGUCUCUUGGAUCUCAUAAAUCUGACCAGGUGAUAAGUGUAGCUGUGAACAGGUUACGGGGUGAAAGCACUGCAUUUACACAAGUUGCAGCAACUCCCAAUCAACAAUGACUGUUUGUUUUUCAGAACCUGCACCAACCUGCAGAAAGGAGAUCAAGGAGAAGUCCAGAAAUCACUUCUUUAUUCUUGUACGACGACCUACAGGAUGAAAACUGAAAACGUAUUGAGCGAUAGGUACAUGAUUGAAAAGCUGGCGAGCUGCGGAUGAUAUCGGAAUUCACCAAAUGAGUCGAAUUGCAGAUCUUCUCACCUCUGUUGAAUGUGAAGCAUUACACACAAAGCUGACCCACCCUGAACAGAAUAUCAUGGAGGAGAUUGAUAACAUGUUGGAGGAAAAUGACAAUCUAUUCAAGACUAGAAAACGCAGAGAACUCGAUGAAUUCAGAAACUGCGUGGACAUUUUAAUCGAGUGGCUGCGGGAUGAUGGAGACAGCAUGUACUGGGAUCGCCUGUCACGGGCACUCAGGCAGGUCGGUCGAGAAGAUAUUGAUAACGAAAUGCGAAAAAAUAUGAACCAAGACAAGACUUUGGAGGUGUAUAAGAAUAUUGAAGAAUAUGGUAAAACACUGGAGAAUGCACACUCCUCACUGAUUGUAACUGAUGAUGAAAUUAAAACGAAGGACAGUAACAGAGACAAACGGAGUGAACUUCUGGAGAUUAAUUGGGAUGAACUGGAACUCAUUGUUGAAAUGGAAAAACUCCCACCUUAUCCCAGAAAGCCCACAGAAGGAUUCAAGAUGGUGCUCUGGGGUGUAUUGUUUGGUUUUGUUGGCUCAACGUUCUUGGGAGCAAUCAGUCUGUAUUUCAUUGUUAGAAUAACGAGGAAAGAUUGUUUGGAGAUAAUGCGUCGCUCGAAAGUGCUUCAACGCAGCAAGCACCGAAGGCGUCCGCUGAAGCAAAUGGUGUACUCUUCCGAUGAUGAGAGUGUGCAAGUGAAAACAAGAUCGAAACACCUCAAACGUUACUGCCUGCCUGUUCAUGCAGUAAAUCAGAACCAAGAAAUGGCAAAAUCAAAGAGGAGUGGAAACUGAAAAAGCUUGUCCAGCUUUGUUUCAGUCAUGAUAAAGGAAAUGUAAAGAGAAUUAAAGACUUUUACUGAG
Molecule: messenger RNA, 1959 nt
Organism: Leucoraja erinaceus (little skate)
Lineage: Eukaryota; Metazoa; Chordata; Chondrichthyes; Rajiformes; Rajidae
Product: transmembrane and death domain protein 1-like
Exons: 7
Coding region: 1084-1890 (268 amino acids)
Biological process (GO): signal transduction
Molecular function (GO): protein binding
Source: RefSeq, a predicted model, not a curated record